Knipowitschia caucasica is the source of this 9216-nucleotide messenger RNA. The record is from the annotation of a GenBank genome assembly. Lineage: Eukaryota; Metazoa; Chordata; Actinopteri; Gobiiformes; Gobiidae.
AUGCCAAUGGGGGGGGGCGGGGGGUGGUGGAGUACGGCACUAACCGAAAUUGUAGGGUGGUGUUGGGGGGGUUGUUGGGGGGGGUUGGGGGGUAGGGGGGGGAAUGGAUGGAUUAAGAGUUGGGGGGGUUUGAUUUAUGGGUGGGGGGGGAAGGUGUGUUAUGGGUGGAAGAUUGGGGGGGGGGGGGGAGAUGGAUGGGUGUGUGAUGAGGUGAAAAGGGGGGGGGGUAUGAAUAAUGGGGAAGAUAGGGAUAUAGGAAUUAGGGGGGGGUUGGUUGGGGGGGGUGGAGUUGAGGAAAAAUUGGGGGUUGUGGGGGGGGGUGGGAGUGAGUUGAUGGGGGGGUGGUGUGGGGUUGGGGGGGGGUGGGGGGGUGGGGGGGGGGGGGGGUGGGGGUGUUUGGGGAUUUUAGGUAGUGGGGGGGUGGGGGUUGUGUUGGGGUUGUGUUUUUGGGUUGUGGGUUGUGUGUGGGGGGGGGGGUGGGUUGUUGGUGUGGGGUGUGUUUGGGUGUGUGGUUGGGGGGGGGGUGUUUGUUGGGGGGGGGUGGGGGGUGGGGGUGGGUUUGGGUGGGUGGGGGGGGGGGGGGUUGGUUUGGUUGGGGGUUGGUUUUUGGGGGGGUAUUUGGGGGGGGUGGGGUAUGUUGGGGGGGUGGGGGGGUUGGGUGUUUGGGGGGGUUGUUGUUGGGUGGGGGGGGGGGUUUGUGUUUGUGGAGGGUGGUUGGGGGGUGGUGUGGGUGGGGGGUGGGGGGGGGGUGGGGGUGGGGGGUGGGUGGGGUUGGGUGGGGGUGGGGGGGUGGGGGUUGGGGGGGGUGGGUGUGGGGUUGUGGUGGGGGUGUGGGUGGGGGGUGGGGGGGGGGUUGGUGGUUUGGGGUGUUGGUUGGUGUUUGGGGUGGUGGGGGGUGGGGGGGGGGUGAGUGGGUUGGGUGGGGGGGUUGGUGGUUGGGUGGGGGGUGAUGUUGGGGGUGUGGGGUUGGGUUGGUUGGGUGGUUGGGGGUUGGUGGUGUGGGGGGGUGGGGGGGGGUGGUGUGUUGUGGGGGGUUGGGGUGGGGGGGGUGGGGGGGGUGUGGGUUUGGGUGGGUGGGGGGGGGGUUGGGGGGGGGGGUUUGAUGUUGGUGGGUGGGGGUUUUUUGGUGGGGGUGGGUUGGGGGUUGGGUGUGGGGUGGGUGUUUGGGGGUUGGUGGGAGGGUUAUGGGGGUUGGGGUUGGGGGUGUGGUGGUUGUGUUGGUUUUGGGUAGGGGGUGAUGGGUGUGUGGGGGGAUUGGUGUGGGUAGGGGUGGGUGGGGGUGGUGGGUUGUGGGGUGUUUGGGUUUGGGGGGUGGGGUGGUUGGGGGUGGGGUGUGGAUGGGGUGGGGUAGUGGUGGGGUUGUUGGGGGUUGGUUGGUGUUGUGGGUGGGGGGUGGGUGGUGGGGGUUAUGUGGUGUGGGGUGGUGUUGGGGGUGGGGGUGGUGGUUGUUGUGGUGGGGGGGGGUGGUGUUGUGUGGUAGGUGGUGUAGUGGGUGGGUGGUUGGUUUGGGUGUGUGAUUGGGUGUUGUGGGGUUUGGUGUGGGGUGGAUGUGUUGAUGGGUUGGGGUGGGGUGUGUUGUGGGGGGGGGGUGGUGGUUGUGUUGGGUUGGGUGGGGGGGUGGUGGGGGGUGGGGGUGUGGGGUGGGUUUGUGAUGUGGGGUGUGUGGAGGUUUGUUGUGUGGGUGGUGUGGGAUGUGGAGUGGUGUGGUGUUGUGGGGUGGGGGUUGGGUUUAGGGUGUGUGGGAUGGGUGGGGUUGGGGGGGGGUGUUGGGGGUGGGGGGGUUGGUUGUGUGGGGUGGUGGGGUGGGUUGUGGUUUUUGUGUGGUUUGGUGGGGGGGUUUGUUUAGGGGGUGUGGGGGGGUGUGGGUUGGUUUGUGGUUGGUGGGGUGUGGGUGGGGUAUGGGGGGGUUGGGUUGGGGGGGAUAAGGUGUGGGGUGUGGUGGGGGGGGGUUGUUUGGGGGUGUGGGUGUGUGUGGAGGUUUGUGGGGUGGGGGUGGGGGUUGUGUGGUGGGGUGUGGUGUGGGGGUGGGGUGGUGGGUGGUGUGAUGUGUUGUGGGGUGUGGGUGGUGUAGUGGGUUAUGUGUGUUUGGGGUGGGUGUGGGGGGGUGGUUGUGGGUGGGGGUUUGUGGUGUGUGGUUUGGAUUGGGGGGUUGUGGGGUGUGUUGUGGUUUUGGGGGGGGGGGGGGGUGGGGGGUGGUGGGGGGGGGGGGGUGGGGGUGUGGGGGGUUGGGGGGGGUGGGUUGGGGUGGGGGGGAGUGGGGGUUUGGUGGGGGUGGUAUGGGGGGUGGGGGGGGGGGGGGGGGGUGUUGUUGGUGAUGUUGUGGGGUGGGUUGGGGGGGGGGGGUGGUGGGGAUGUGUAUGGGUGAGGGGGGGGUUGUGGGGGGGGGGGGGUUGGGUGGGUGUUUGGGUGGGGGUUGGUAGUUGUUGGUUUGAUUUGUUGUGGUGGGUGGGUUGGGGGUAUGGGGGUAUGGGGGGUAGGGUGGGUGGUAUGUUGGGGGGGUGUAUGGUGUUGUUGGGGUGGGUGUUAUUUGGUGAGGUGGGAGUGUGGUGUGGGUUGAUAUGGGGUCUUUAUGAGUGGGGAUUUAGUUUGGGAAAUUUAGAUGGGGGGUGGGUUUUGGUGUGUGGUGUGAUGGUGGGAAGUGUUUGGAUGGAAUGGGGGGGGGAUGGUUAUUGGGUGGGGUUGGGGUGGGGUUGGGGGGGUUUUGGGUUGGUGGGGUAUGGGUAUAGGGUUGUUGGGUGGGGUUUGGAUGAUGGUAGGGGGGGGUUGGGGUGGGAUGUGAGGGGGGUGGUGGGAUGUUAUUGGUGGUGGUGGGGGGGGUGGAUGUGGGUGGGGGGUUUUAUUAGUGGGGGGGGGGUUGUGUGUGGGGGUGGUGUUGGGGGGGUGUGUGGGGGUGUGGGGGUUGGUUUUUGGGGUAGGGUGGGGUGUGGGUGUGGGGGGUUUGGAUUGUUGUGUUGGGGUUGUGGGUUGUUGGGGGUGUUGGUGGUGGUUUGUGGGUGGAGUUGGGGGUGGGGUGUGGUGGUGGGUAUGUGUUGGGUGAUGGUGUGUUGGUUGGAGGUGUUGGGAGGGGGGGUGUGUUUGGUGUUGGGUGGGUGUGGGUGGUUGUGGUGUGGGGUGGUGUGGGGGUGGUGGGGUUGUUUUGGGGUGUGGUGGUGUGGGUUGUGUUGGGUGGGUUGUGUUUGGGUUGUGUGGUGGAUGUGGGGGUGGUGGGGUGGGGGGGUUGGUGUUGGGUUUUGUGUUGAGGUGGUGUGUGGUGGGUGGGGUGGUGGGUGUGGUGUUGUGGAUUGUGGGUUUUUUUGGUUGUGUGUGGGUGUUUGUGGGGUGAUGGUGGAUGUGGUUGGUUGUAUUGUGGUGGUGGGGGGUUUGGGGUGGGGGGGUUGGGUGAGGGGGGUGAGGGGUGGAUUGGUGGGGGUUUGUGUGGUGGUAGGGUGUGUUGUGGUUGGGUGUGGGUGGUGUGGUUGUGGGUGGUGUUGGUGGUGGUUUGGGUGUGGUUGGUGGUUGUGUGGUGGGUGGGUUGUUGGUGGGUGGUGUGGGUUGUUGGGGUGGGUUGUGGGUGGGGUGGUGGGGUGGGGGUUUGUGGGUUGGGUUGGUGUGGGGUGGUGGGGGUGGGGUGGGUGGGGUUGGGGGUGUGGGUGGUGGUGUGGGGUGUGGGGGUGUGGGUUGUGGGGGGUGUGGGUGGGUGUGGUGGGUUGUGGUGUUUGGGGUUGUUGGUGGUGGUUUGGGUGGUGUUGUGGGUUGUGUGGGUGGGGUGGGUGGGGGGGGGUGGGGUUGGGUGUGGGGUGGGUUGUGGGUGUGGGUUGGUGUGGUGGUGUGGGGUGUGUGGGGGGGUUGGGGGUGUGGGGGUUGUGGUGGGUGUUGGGGUGGUGGUGUGGGGUGGGGGUGUGUGGUGUGGGGGUGGGUGGGGGUGUGGGGGUGGGGUGGGGUGGGUGUGGGGUUGGGUGGGGGUGUGGGGGGUGGUUGGGGUGUUGGUGUGUUGUGUGGGUGGUGUGGGGGGGUUGGGGUGGUUGUGGGUGGGUUGUUGGGUGGUGGGGUGGUGGGGGGGGUGGGGGGGGUUGUGGUGGGGGGUGGGUGGGUGGGGUGUUGGGGGUGGGUGUGGUGGUGUGGGUGGGUGUGGGUGGGUUGUUGGUGGGGUGUGGGUUGUGGUGGGGGGUGGGUGUUGGGUUGGGUGGUUGGGGGGGGUGUUGGGGUGGGGGGGUGUGGGUGUGUUGGGGGUGGUGGUGGGGGUGGGGGUUGGGGUGGUUGUUGGGUGGUGGGGGGGGGUGGGGGUGGUGGGGUUGGGUGUGGGGGGUGUGGGUGUUGUGGUGGGUUGGGGGGUGGGUGGGGGGUGGGUUGUGGGGGUUGUGUGGGUGUGUGGGGUUUGGGUGUGGUGGUGUUGGGUGGGGUGGUGGGGGGUGGGGUGGGGUUGUGGGGUGGGGGGGUGGUUGGGGUGUGGGUGGGGGGGGUGUGGGGUGGUGUGGGUGUUGGUGGGUGUGUGGGGUGGGGUGUGGGGUGGGUGUGGGGGUGUGGUGGGGGUUGGUGGGUGGGGGUGGUGGGGUGUGUGGGGGGGUUGGGUGGGGGUGGGGUGGGGGUGGGGGUGGUGUGGGGGGGUGGUGGUGUUGUGGGUGGGGUGUGGGGUGGGUGGGUGUUGGUGUGGGGUGGUGUUGUGGGGGUGUGGGUUGGUGGGUGUUGUGGGGUGGGUGUGGGUGUGGGUGGGGUGUUGGGGUGGGGUGGUGGUGUGGGGUGGUGGGGGGUUGGUGGGUGGGGGGUGUGGGUGUUGGGGGUGGUGGGGUGUGUGGGUUGUGGGGGUGGUGGGGUUGGUUGGGUGUGUGUGGUUGGGGGUGGGGGGUGUGGGUGGUGGGGGGGUUGGUGUGGGGGGUGGGGGUGGUGGGUGGGGGGUGGGGUGGUGUGGGGGGGUGUGGGGGUGGUGGGGUGGUGUUGGUGGGUGGUGUGGGGGGGGGGGUUGGUGGGUGGUUGGGUGGGGUUGUGGGGUGUGGUGUGGGUUGUGGGGGUGGGUGGUUGUGGUUGGGUGGGUUGUGGGGGUGGUGGGGGGUGGUGUGGGGGUGGGGGGUGGGUGUGUGGGGGGUGUGUGGGUGGUGGGGUGGGGUGUUGGUGGGGUUGGGUGUGGGGUGUGGUGUGGGGGGUGGGUUGUGGGGGUGGGUGGUGGGGGUGUGUGGGGGGGUGGGGGGUGUUGUGGGGUGUGGGUGGGGGUGGUGGGGUUGUGGUGGUUGUGUGGGGGGGGUUGUGUGGGUGGUGGGUGUGGGGGGGUGGGUGGGUGUGGUGGGGGUGGGGGGUGGGGGGUUGUGGUGGGGGGGGUUGGGGGUGGGGGUGGGGGGGUGGGUUGUGGUGGGGGGUGUGGGGUUGGGGUGUGUUGGGGGUGUGGGGUUGGGGUGGGGGUGUUGGGGGUGGGGGGGGGUGUGGGGUGGGGGUGGGUUGGUGGUGUGGGGGGGUGGGUGGGGUUGGGGUGUGGUGGUGGGGGUGUGUGGUGGUGGUGGGGUGGUUUGGGGUGGGUGUGGUGGGGGUGGUGUGGGUUGGGGUGGGGUGGUGGUUGGGUGGGUGGUGGGUGGUGGUGGGGUGGGGGUGGGUGGGGGGUGUGGGUGUGUUGGGUGUGUGGGGGGGGUUGGUUGUGGGGGUGGGUUGGUGGGUGUGGGGGGUGGGGGUGGGGGUGGGGUGGGUGGUGUGGGGUGGGUGGGGGGUGGGGUGUGGGUGGGUUGUGGGGUGGGGGUGGGGGUGGGGGUGGUGUUGGGUGUGGGGUGGGUGUUGGGGUUGGUGGGGUUGGUGUUGGGUGGGUGUGGUUGUGGGGGUUGGGGUGUUGGGGGUGGGGGUGUGGGGUGGGGUUGUGUUGGGUGGGUGGGGGUUGGGUGUGGUGUGGGGGUUGUUGGUGUGGUGUGGUGGGGGUGGUGGUGUGGUGUGGGGUGUGUUGGUGGGUGGUGGUUUGUGGGUGGGGUGGGGUGUGGGUGGUGGUUUGGGGUGGUGGGUUGGGGGGUUGUGGGGUGGUGGGUUGUGGGUGGUUGUGUGGGGGUUGGGGGUGGUGUGGGUGGGGGGGUGGUGUGGUGGGGGGGGGUGUGGGGGUGUGGGGGGUGGGUGGUGGGUGGGGUGGUGUGGGGUGGGGGGUUGGUGGGGUUGUGGUGGUGGUUGGGGGGUGUGGGGGGGUGUGGGGGGUGGGUGGUGUGUUGGGGUUGGUGGGUGGUGUGGUUGGGGGGGUGGUUGUGGGGGUGGGGUGUGUGGGUGGUGUGGGGGGUGUUGGGUGGGGUGGGUGGGGGUGUGGUGGGGUUGGUGGUGGGGUGGUGGGGGGUGGGUGUGUUGGUGGUGGUGGGUGGGGGGUGGGGUUGGUGGGGGGUGGGUGGUUGGGGGUGUGGUGGUGGGUGUGGGGGGGGUGGGGUGUUGGGUGGGUGGGUGGUUGUGUGGUGGGUGUGGGGUGUGGGUGGGGGGUGUGUUGGGUGGGUGGGGGUGUGGUGUUGGGGUGUGGUGGGGUGGGGUGGUGGGUGUGGGUGUUGUGUGUGGUUGUGGGGUUGGGUGUGGGGGUUGGUUGGUGUUGUGUGGUGUGUGGGGGUGUGGUGUUGGGUGUGGUUGGGGUGGGGGUGUGGGGGGUGGGGUGGUGUGGGGUGGUGUUGGUGUGGUUUGGGGGUGGGGUUGGGGGUGGUGUGGUUGUGGGGUUGGGGUGUUGGGUGGGUGGGGUGGUGUUGGGGUGGGGUGGUGGUUGUGGGGGUUGGGUGGGGGGUGGGUGGUGGUGUUGGGGUUGGGUGGGUGGGUGGGGUGGGGUGUUGGUGGGUGGGGGUGGGGUGUUGGUGGGUGUUGGGGUGUGGGUGGGGUGUGGUGUUUGGGUGGUGGGUGUGUUGGUGGGUUGUGGUGUUGUGGGGUGUGGUUUGGGGUGGGGUGGUGGUUGUGGGGGUGUGGUGGGGUGGGUUGUGUUUGGUGGUGUUGGUGGGGUGGGGGGUUGGGUGGGUGGGUUGGUUGGGUGGGGUGGUGGGGGUGGGUGGUGGGUUGGUGGGGUUGUGGGUGGUGGGUGUGGGGGUGUGGUGGGGUGUGGUUGGGGGUGGGUGGGGUGUGUGGUGGUGGUGGGGGUGGGGUGUUGGUGGGGGUUGGGGGUGGGUGGUUGGUGUGGGGUGGUGUGUGGGGGUUGGGGGUGGGUGGGUGGUGUGGGUGGGUGUGUGGGGUUGGUGUUGUGGUUGUGGUGGUGGGUUGUGGGGGUGGUGUUGUGGGUGGGGUUUGGUGGGGUGGUGUGGUGGGUGGGGGGGGGGUUGUGUGGGGUUGGUGUUGGGGUGGUGGUGGUGUGUGGGGUGGGUUGUGGGUUGUGUGGGGUGGGGUGUUGGGGUGGGGUGGGUGGGGUGUGGGGGUGUGGUUGUGGUGGUUGUGGGUGGUGUGGGUGGGGGUGGGUGUUUGGGUGGGUGGGUGUGGGUGUGUGGGGGGUGUGGGGGUUGUGGGUGGGGGUGGUUGUGGUGGGGUUGUGGUGGUGGGGGUGGGUGGGGGUGGGUGUUGGUGGGUGGGGUGUGGUUGGGGGGGUUGUGUGUGGUGGGGUGGGUUGUGGGGUUGGUGUGGGGUGGUGGGUGGGGUUGGGGGGUGUGUUUGUGUGGGUGGUGGUGGGGGUGGGUUGGGGUGGUGUGGGUGGGGUGUUUGGUGGGUGGUGGUGGGUGGGUGGGGGGGUGUGUUGGGGUGGGGGUGUGGGGGGUGUGGUGUGGGGUGGUGGGGGGGUUGUGGUGUGGUUGGGGGUGGGGGGUGUGGUGGUGUUGGUGUGGGUGUUGGUGUGGUGGGUGUGGUGGUUGUGUGGGGUGGGUGGUGUGGGUGGGUGUGGGGGGUUGUGGGGGUGGUGGUGUUGUGGGGUGUGGUGGUGGGGGUGGGGGGGGUUGUGGGUGGGGGUGGGGGGUUGGUUGUGUUGGGGUGUGGUGGGUGUGUGGUUGGUGUGUGGGGGUGGUUGGGGGUGGUGUUGGUGUGGUGGUGGUGGGGUGUUGGGUUGGGUGUGUGGGGUGUGUGGGUGGGGGUGGGGUGGUUGGGGUGUUGUGUGGGGGGUGGGGUGUGGUGUGGUGGUGUGUGGGUUGGGGUGGUUGUGGGUUGGUGGGGGUUGGGUUGUGUGGGUGGUGGUGGGUGGUGGGUGGUUUGUGGGUGGGUGGGGUGGGGUGGGGGUGGGGGUUGGGUGUGUUGGUGGUGUUGGGUGGGGUGGUGGGUUGGUGUGUUGGUGUGUUGUGUGGGGUGGGUGGUGGUUGUUUGGUUGUGGUGGUGUUUGGGGGUGUGGUUGUGGUGGGUGGGUGUGGGUUGUGGGGUGUGGGGGGUUGGGGUGGGUGGGUGGUUGUGGGGUGUGGGGGUGUGGUGUGGGUUGUGGGGUGGGGGUGGUUGUGGGUGUUUGGGGGUGGGUUGUGGGUGGGUUGUGGUGGGGGGGUGUGGGGGGUUGUGUGGUGUUGGUUGUGGGGUGGGUGGUUGUGGGUGUGGGGUGGUGGGGGGUUGUGUGUGGGGGGUGGGUGUUGGGUGUGGUGUGGGGGGGGUUGUGUUGGUUUGUGGUGUUGGGGUUGGUGGGUGGUGGGGUGUGUGGGGGUGUGUUGGUGUGGUGGUUGGUGUGGUUUGUGUGGGGGGUGGUGGGGUGGUGGGGUUGUGGGGGUGGUGUGGUGGGGUGGUGUGGGUGGUGGGUUGUGGGGGUGUGUGGUGGUUGGGGGUGGGUGUGGUGGGUGGGGUGGUGGGUGUUGUGGUUGGUGGGUGUGGGUGUGUGGGGUGGGGUGGUUGGGGUGUGUGGUGGGGGUGUGUUGGGUGGGUGUUGUGGUGGGUGUGUGGGUUGGGUGGGGGUGUGGGGGGUGUGUGUUGGUGUGGGGUGGGUUGUGGUGGUGUGGUUGGGGUGGUGGGGUGGGGGGUUGGGGGGUGGUUGUGUGGUGGUGUGGGGUGGUUGGGGUGGGGUUGGGUGUUGUGGGGGUGUGGGGGUUUUGGUGGGUGGGGUGUUGGGGUGGGGGUGGUUGUGUGGUUGGGGUGUGUGGGUGGGGGGUAGGGGGGUGUUGGUGGUGGUGUUGUGUUGGGGGUUGUGGUGGGGGUUGGGGGGGGGUUUGUGUGGGUGUGUUGUGGGGGGUGUUUGUGGUGUGUGGGGUGGUUGUGUGGGUGUGUGGUAUGUUGGUGAGGUGGGUUGGGUUGUGUGUGUGUAGAUAUGAGGAGGGAGGUAUUGUGGUUUUUGUGGGGGGGAUUGUUGAUGUAAUAUUAAUGAGAGGGGGGUGGGUGUGGGGGUAUUAUUAUGUGGGUGGGUUGGGUGGGAUUGGGUAUUUAUUUUAG